Molecule: messenger RNA, 1119 nt
Organism: Hydra vulgaris (swiftwater hydra)
Lineage: Eukaryota; Metazoa; Cnidaria; Hydrozoa; Anthoathecata; Hydridae
Product: CD2 antigen cytoplasmic tail-binding protein 2 homolog
Cellular component (GO): U5 snRNP
Molecular function (GO): protein binding
Source: RefSeq, a predicted model, not a curated record
UUAUAUAGAAAAAUACAAAUUCAUUUUUAAAGGGAAGUAACAGUUAUGACAAAAAGGAAGGUUUCGUUUAAGACCCCAAGCGAUCAAGCAGAAUGUUCAGAAAUGAAAUCAAGGCGUUUUAUGGAGAAUCAGGUUUCUGACAGUGAUGAGGAGGACUCUGAUGGUGUUGAAAGUGCUGCUAUUUUAAAUGAUGAAGAUAUUGAAGGGCAGGAGGAAGAGACUGUUAGAGAUGAUGAUGGCAUUGUUGUUACACCAUUCAACUUAAAAGAUGAACUAGAAGAAGGUCAUUUUGAUGCUCAAGGAAACUAUAUUGCUAAUAAAGUUGAUGAAAAUAUUACUGAUGGCUGGCUGGAUUCAGUUGAUUGGAGCAAAGUGCCUAGCAACCGCAAUGUGUUAAAUGAAGAUUCAAUGGAAGAUUUACCAGAUGCUGACCCAUUGAAAAUGAAGAAAGACAUGUUGAGUUUCAUGAACCCAGGAGAAACAGUGUUAAAAUCAUUAAGGCGUCUUGGUGGCAACAAGAAACCUAUAAGCUCUGCUGAUCGGUGGAAGAAAAAAAAAGCAAAUGUCCCGAUUGAUGACAAUGAAGCAAAAAGUAAAGAAAGCAUGCUAAAAUUAACUGGCCUAGCAGAUGAUGUUUUACAAAGUGGAGACUUUCAAAUAUAUGAGAAAUCUUAUGAACAAUUAGCUUUUGAAACUAAAGAUAAAUUAUCUUCUCAGUUUGAAAAUGCUGAAGAACAAGAUGAUGAGGAUGAGCUAGAAGCAGCUUUUAGAUCUGCAGAUCAAAAAAAUAAAGAUAAUCAACUGAUCGAAAAAGUUAAAAGUCCUCCAAGAACUAUAGAGACAAAAAAAAAGGAUGAAGUCCUUUGGGAAUACAGACUUGAAAAUAAAGAAGAAUCUGAAGUGUUUGGAUGUUUUACUUCUUCACAGAUGCUAGCGCUUCAGGAUGCCGGAAAGUUUGAAAAGGAUGUUUUUUGUAGGAAAGUUGAUUCUAAUGGGCCAUUUUAUUCCUCAAAACGGAUUGAUUUUGAAUUAUACAUCUAAGUAAUCUAAAACUUUUUACUUUUUUUUCUUUUUGUAUGUUUUUACUAGCAUACUACUAAAUAUAUUAAACUUGGUUUC